AUGACGCGUAGAAGUAAACGGAAACGCGACAGCCAGAAACCUGAUGCGGACCAAGAUGCCCCGGAGAAUAACUCUUCCUUAGUGACUAGGAAGCUCCUCGAGCACUGUUUCCCACGUGUCCAGACGCUGAGGCAGCAUCUUCUAGCCCAGUUACCAAGUGCCUCAAGAUUGCGGAGGAAGAAAAUCACAGCCCUCACAGCCCGUGAUGCAUCAAGCGAACUAGAGGGCCGUGUAGCGGCUCUGCUUGACACAGCCCUUGUAUGCAGUCGAUUACCACAAGCACAGAAAUCUGAGACUAGUGAUGUUCGCUGGGAGCAAUGGAAGAGCUUCUCCCAGAAAGGGGAUGAGUCCUAUGUAUCCAUCUCUGAUACUCGUAGUGCGAAGCAGAGCCAAACUGAGAUUCUCGAGUUUGUCGUCUGGCUGCUUUUUAAUAGAGAGAAGACCACAAACACGCAGCCAUGCCAUGUCUUAUGUAACGGGUUUGACGCAAAGCCGGGAAAUGGGGAUAAGGGAACAACCUCAAUUCCUAGUGUCUAUUGCCGAUUCCCAAGUUCAAGCUUCGAAGUCCUUAAGGAAGCGCCUUGGCCCCAAGUUCUUGCCCUUCUGGGCCAGUCCGGUGAACGACUCAUGAUAGAUCUGCUGCUUGAUCACACCCUCUUUGUCGCUGUUGAUGCUGGCCAUGGGAACUUUUAUCAGUUGAGUGGCGUUCCACUCUUCAUGUCCUCUCUCCCUGUCGAUAGCCUGACUGCAACUGUUGCGGAUGCCAAACCAUUCUGUCGUAAACCGGGAGAGAUAACUCUCAUGAGAAACAAAACGAUGUAUGCGAAACCCUCACUGACUGCCGCGGGCACGGUCCAAGCAGGAUUUAGACAUAUACAUGUUCUGAACCGCUGCCCAUACGUUAAACCAGAGGGUGACGAGCCAUCACCGGACGAGAGAGAGCAGAACGAAGCCAACACGGCCAAGGUUAUGAUGUACAUGUUUCCCCGCCAGUUCGGAUUGCACAAUGCGUUCACGUCUGAAGUGGACAAGACUCGUACUACGAUGAAGUUUCAGGACUAUACAUACAGGGAAGAUGAGAUCAACGAAGUCAAUGCCUUGCGCUCCAAUUCAUCCGAGAAGACCAAGCCAACAAGGUUGCCCAAGCGGUUGAAGGGGACUACCAGAGAUUUGGUUUUGAAUCUCCAGGUUCGACACAGCCGCUGUGCUUACUUUGAGCUUCUGCGUUACUAUUGUCCUUCAGCUUGGGACACGCACCGCCCAGCUCAAAAUCUCGCGACUCAAGCCUCGUCCAGGGCUCCCAAACAACAGGGGGACGGCCCGAAUAUUGAUGGUGUCGCAACUCAAGGCACAUCACGACCAAAGCGAGUCGGACACAAGACACAUUCGCAGCCAUCCCACUCCGACAUGCCCUCAUACAACACCCUCGUAGAGCUCGCUUGUCCCAUUGGCAAUGUCUCAGCAUACUGCCAAGCCGUGCUAGCGAAAAUCGUCCCGGACAGGUUUUGGGGGGAGGGUGACACAAUGGUGCAUAACAAGAGGAUGUUUCGAUCAAAAGUGGACCAUUUCAUUAGACUGAGGCGAUUCGAGGUCAUGUCACUGCAUGAGGUCGUGCAGGACCUGAAGGCGAACAUCCCCUGGCUGCGCCCACCCGACCUCGCUGGCCAGAAGACCAGCCAGACGGAUAUUUCGAAGCGAUACGAGCUAUUCCACGAGUUUCUCUACUAUGUUUUUGACUCGCUUCUCAUCCCCCUUGUCAGGAACAACUUUUACGUGACGGAGUCGAACAUCCAUCGGAAUCGGCUCUUCUACUUUCGCCAUGACGUUUGGAAGCGUAUCACAGAGCCCGCCAUGGCGAAGCUGAAGGAAAAUAUGCUCGAACCUCUCAAAUUGGUUGACGCCACACGGAUACUGGACUCCCGACGGCUGGGAUUCAGCCAGCUCCGAUUGUUGCCAAAGACGCUAGACCUGAGACCCAUCAUGAAUCUGGGUAAAAAGAUGCCAGGAAGAGGCCGAUCCAAGACGUUUGGGGCGAGCAUAAACUGGGAGCUAAAACCGAUCCACCACAUGCUCAACGCAGAAAAAGCCAUGAACGCGUCCAAGCUGGGAUCAUCAAUGCUCUCUACUGGCGAGAUCUACAGUCGCCUGAAAGAAUUCAAGCUGGCGCUUGGAAGUGCGGCAAGCUCCCAGCGCUUUUACUUUGCCAAGAUUGAUGUCCAUGCCGCGUUUGACACAAUUCCCCAAGAAGCAGUGAUCAAAUUGAUGAAUUCGGUCCCCAGCAGGGGUCAUUACACCGUCGUUAAACAUGUUGAAAUGAUGCCGGAUCCUCGGACAGACUCGGCCCAAAGCAAGGAGACAAGCAAAUCGCUACGAACGUGGCACUUUUCUGCUCUGAAGGAGGGUGAACCCUUCUCACUGCCUGAGCGCCUAGAGAGAAGCAUCAGUGAGAAGAAGAUCAACACCGUGUUUGUCGAGGGGAAUCCUGCAAGAACGUACCACACAGCGGGGCUCCUCAAACUCCUCGAGGAGCACGUCUCGCAGAACAUUGUCAAGGUGGGCAAGAGAUUCUACCGCCAAAAGCGCGGGAUUCCUCAGGGGUCGGUUGUAUCUUCGUUUCUCUGCAAUUACUUUUAUGCGGAUCUCGAAGCGCAGCACCUUCGCUUCCUGAACGGCCCGGACAGCAUCUUGCUACGAUUCAUGGACGAUUUCCUCUUUAUCACGCAGGAUAAGCAAAAGGCAGUCCAGUUUGUCGAGACGAUGCACCGAGGUGUGCCAGAGUACGGUGUUGAAGUGAACACCAAGAAGACGUUGCUGAAUUUCAAUAUGAAAUCCCAAGACGAGCCACUCGCAACAAUCUCUCACGAGGAGAAAUUCCCGUAUUGUGGGACUCUUAUUGAUUGCCAGACACUAGAGAUCAGUCGGAAUCACAACAAAGACCCCGAUAAUGGAAUCGCAAACUCCUUGACUGUCGAGUUUGGCCGGCUCCCCGGGCAAAACUUCGAGAAGAAGAUGCUCCAUGCCUUUAGAAUCCAGUCGAAACCCAUGUAUUAUGAUACUUCGCACAACUCAACGGCCACCGUUCUGGACUCCCUUUCUGGGGCUUUCUACGAGACCGCCCAGAAGAUGUCGGCGUACAUUCAUUGCCUGCCCAAGAGCAAGAGACCUAGCAAGCCCUUGAUCCUUCGCUCAAUCAUCAAGAUGGUCGAUGUUGCAUUUUCGCUCCUGACUGGAAAGUCGAGGAAGAUGCGACUCGAGGGAUACUCUUGCGAUUUGAGGAAGGGACAGGUGUUCCGGACUGGGUAUCGAGCAUUCAUCGAGGUGCUUAGCAAGAGGCAGACGGCCUAUGGAGAUGUCAUCAACUGGUUGAAAAAGGAGGUUGAGAGGAUCAACUCUACAGGGAGAAGUGGUGGCCCCAGUGCUAAGCUGGAAAAGAGUCUAUGUACUUGA
Molecule: messenger RNA, 3447 nt
Organism: Clonostachys byssicola
Lineage: Eukaryota; Fungi; Ascomycota; Sordariomycetes; Hypocreales; Bionectriaceae
Source: the annotation of a GenBank genome assembly